UUCAGGCGGCUGUGUUGAGUAUUUCUUUAUUUUCACGGGGCGGUUGAGUGGAAGGCUGGGUUUACGAAGGCACGGAGCCUCCCCGCCCCUCCCUUGGCGGCGGCGGCGGCGGCGCUCCGGGCGAGGGUGGUACCGCUUCCCGGGGGCUGGAACACGCCUUCCCGGGGGCUGAGCGCGGCUUUCCCGGGGCUGGAGCACGGCUUCCCUGGAGCCGGAAUACCUCUUCCCCGCGGCUGCCAGGAGAUUUCAGCCCCGUUUCGCUGCUCGGUGGAGCUGAUGGCUGCAGCCCACCUCUGCAUAGGGGUGUGUAAACUUGGUGGAACUCGGGCUUUUUGUGUGAAAACCUCCCCUCACGUCUCGGCGCAGCCAGCAUGCCUGAGCAGAGCAAUGAUUACAGGGUGGUGGUGUUCGGAGCAGCGGGGGUCGGCAAAAGCUCCCUGGUCCUGCGCUUUGUGAGGGGCACUUUCAGGGAAACCUACAUCCCCACCAUCGAGGAUACGUACCGGCAGGUGAUCAGCUGCGACAAGAGCAUCUGCACCCUGCAGAUCACGGACACCACGGGCAGCCAUCAGUUCCCUGCCAUGCAGCGGCUCUCCAUAUCCAAAGGGCAUGCCUUCAUCUUGGUGUACUCCGUCACCAGCAGGCAAUCCAUGGAAGAUCUUCACCCCAUCUUCGAUGAGAUUUGUCAGAUCAAAGGCGACAUCCAGAAAAUCCCGAUAAUGUUGGUGGGGAACAAAAGUGACGACACGCAGAGGGAGCUGGAUGCCAGCGAGGGGCAAGCGCUGGCCAGCAAGUGGAAGUGUGCCUUCAUGGAGACCUCAGCCAAAAUGAACUACAACGUGCAGGAGCUCUUCCAGGAGCUCUUGAAUCUGGAGCAGAGGAGAACUAUCAGUCUCCAGGUGGAUGGAAAGAAAUCCAAACAGCAGAAAAAGAAAGAUAAACUGCAAGGCAAAUGCUCUGUUAUGUGAUUGCCUUUGGCUGGACUUGCUGCACGGCACAGCUGGAGCGUGGACUCCCACAGAAAAUACAUUCCUGCUGGAGAUUUUGGAGGAAUCCACGCCUUGCAGGGUGGUUGCUUUCCUCUAAAAUCCCCACUGGGUAAUUGUAUGUGUUGUUUUUAAGGAGGAUGGCUUCUGCAUGUUUAUUUUUUUAAACCAAUAAAUGUUCCAUGUUAGCAA
Molecule: messenger RNA, 1178 nt
Organism: Vidua macroura (Pin-tailed whydah)
Lineage: Eukaryota; Metazoa; Chordata; Aves; Passeriformes; Viduidae
Gene: DIRAS3
Product: DIRAS family GTPase 3
Exons: 2
Coding region: 372-968 (198 amino acids)
Biological process (GO): signal transduction
Cellular component (GO): plasma membrane
Molecular function (GO): GTP binding; GDP binding; GTPase activity
Source: RefSeq, a predicted model, not a curated record